Messenger RNA from Pecten maximus, 1475 nucleotides. RefSeq names its product palmitoyltransferase ZDHHC15-like. Bases 309 to 1388 code for a protein of 359 amino acids. Gene Ontology annotation, biological process: protein targeting to membrane; peptidyl-L-cysteine S-palmitoylation. Gene Ontology annotation, molecular function: protein-cysteine S-palmitoyltransferase activity. Lineage: Eukaryota; Metazoa; Mollusca; Bivalvia; Pectinida; Pectinidae. Gene Ontology annotation, cellular component: endoplasmic reticulum; Golgi apparatus. The transcript has 2 exons. The record is from RefSeq and is a predicted model, not a curated record.
AGAUGGGUGCCACUGAUCCAGGGAUAAACAGAACUUCUCAGCUACCUGUGUACUUAGUGUUAUAUUGCGUCUCUGAGUUAAGUGCUCCAAGUUAGUUCUCGGUUCCUGCUUGCUAUUGAUUUAUUUACUGUUACCCCGGACGACCCGUAAACAGUAAACACGUACAGUUGUUACCUGUGACCAGUCAACCGUAACGACGCAUAAGAAAGUAUGAAUCGGUGUGCAUGUGCUUUCAUGUUCCCGGCUAGUCUUGGACACGGCCGAUAUACAGUGUACCCACGGAGACCUGUGAAUGAUUGUCUUCUGUAAUGAUCAGAUCUAACAUGGCGGGCGAGGUUGCGUUGGACAUAGGGCAGGAGGAGAAGCCCAUGGGUCUGAUGGAACAAUUACGUAUACAUUAUAAGUAUAGAGGAAAGCGGACAGACAAACGUCAUAAGAGGAAUGCUAAGAAUGCGGUCCGUUGGUUAGUGGCAUUCCAGGCUCCCACCCAACUCUUCAUGUUACAUUGUUACCUCAUUCCGUACCUGUUGGAGGAUUACGACGACUGGACACAUUAUUAUUUUAAAGUAUUGGUAACUUACGGAGCCGUGCUGAUAAUAGCUAAUUACAUAUGUACAGUCUUGUAUGACACAAGACUUCCCAAAACUAAGGACCGGCCCGAUUUACCAGGAUUGAACGACCGCUGGGAAAACCCGCCAGACCAUUUUGUGUCCAUACACAAUCAGAAUGGGUCUGCUGCUCCAAUCCAAUCCCAGAACACGGACGGUUCUGGGUUCGAAUGGAAAUAUUGUGAAAUUUGUGAAAUGUACAAACCCCCUCGCACUCACCAUUGUGACAUUUGUGAAGCAUGUAUAUUGAAACGUGACCAUCAUUGUUUCGUUGUUGGAACUUGUAUCGGAUUCAAAAACCAAAGAUACUUUGUUGUAUUGACAUUUUACGCGGUGAUAUAUGGAAUUUUUGGUGGAUUUCUACAGUUUAAAUAUCUACAGAAUAUUUACUACCCCGUAAGUUACGCCUGGACAGACUUUAUCCCACCUGUAGCCUUCUAUCGCUGGCUGUUCGGACGUGUGGACGAAAUGUCUUUACAUGUUUCGAUCAUGAUUUUUCACGUUUACCUGGAAUUUCUUUACGGAGUUAUUGGGGUUAUUUAUUUCAAUUCACAAAUGACCAUCAUUCCUCAAGGCAAAACCUUACAUGAACUGGCGAAAUUUAUCCCUGUUCGAAACUUAAAUAGUAUUAAUCGUAACUUUCGGUCUGUGUUUGGAGAUUUCUGGAUUCUGAAUUUCUUUUUUCCAAUGCAGCUGAUUUUCCCACAAACAGACGACGGUAAAACGUGGGAAGGUGUCAAACUGGACCAAAACGCAAAUCUUCAAGAGAAAACAAACUGAUUUUAAUGGUUGAACUAAUUUUAUGUCACACCUGAUAUUGAUGAUGCACGAUGAUGUUAUUUAUUAAAAUACCACUGAGUAAACAUC